This is a messenger RNA of Laetiporus sulphureus 93-53, 1758 nucleotides long. RefSeq lists its product as uncharacterized. Lineage: Eukaryota; Fungi; Basidiomycota; Agaricomycetes; Polyporales; Laetiporaceae. Gene Ontology annotation, molecular function: GTP cyclohydrolase II activity. Gene Ontology annotation, biological process: riboflavin biosynthetic process. Bases 119 to 1579 code for a protein of 486 amino acids. The transcript has a single exon. The record is from RefSeq and is a predicted model, not a curated record.
CGUGUACCCGCAUCCCUAUAAAAGACGGAUAUCUCGUGCCUUUGAAACACCCUUCCUCUCACUCUUCCUUGGCGGCCCUCUUCAUUCCGUAGAACCCCGGCUGCGCCGUACGAGCUCAAUGGACCUCUACAAAGGCAUAGAAGGGGGCAUCUCCGACCUCGCCCUCCUAGACAUGCUGACGGCCCCGGAUCUGCCCACCCCCAAGCACAGGUUGAAGAGGAGGGAUUCUGACUUGGAUCCGCUGCUAUUAGCGGCCGCUGCUGCAUAUGGCCCGCACGUUACUCGGAACCACUAUGCACAUGACUUCUUCCCUGCAGUGGGCGAUCCUCGCGCGGAGGGAGCGUACGACUGGACUCAGUGGCAUGGAGAGACGACGCAGCAGCGGAAGCCUCGCUACAGAUACGUGAGCAGGCAGGCUCCCCGGAGUCAGAGGCUAAAGGAGCAGGGUAUUGCGCCAGAGAAGGAGAACGAGCCUGUGAAAGAGGCUGCGACCCCUCUGCGGCGUACGGACAAUCUCCCUCUCCCUCCGCCAAAGACUCAUUCCAUAGCUCGCCCUCCCGCACCACCGUCAUUACUAUCUUCACAGUCAGCUUCGGUUACCGAUGCUUCGGCGAGCGUCUUCACGUCUCCGACAAUUUCGGCCGUUCAGGUCAAGUGCAUGGCACGCACGAGAGUACCCACUCCGCACGGCCCGGUCUUCUUACAUUUAUACCACAACAAUCGAGACAACAAAGAGCACCUUGCCAUCGUUGUAGACCCGGCGCAGCUGAACGACGAUAGACCUCAACUCGCACGUCCACUACGUAGUCAAUCACUAGAUGCUGUCUGGUCAGAUUCUGAGACGGAGAUGGACCGUAUCACGCGGGGAGCAUACGUCGGACGGUUGUCUCCCACUUCGCAAACCCCUUCCACUCCAAUAGAGCAGUCGACCAUUACCACAGGCACCAUCCCGUUUCCUCUUGUUCGAAUACACUCGGAAUGUUUCACUGGGGAAACCAUCGGGAGUAUGCGUUGCGACUGCGGCGAGCAACUUGACGAAGCCAUCCGGCAGAUAUCCCAGCCUAUCGUGAUCCCUGCUUCAUCUCCAUCGGCAGAGCCGAUCACGAUACCCGGACGCGGGGCCGUAGUUUAUCUCCGUCAGGAGGGCCGCGGUAUUGGUCUUCUCUCCAAGAUUCGGGCGUACAAUCUGCAGGACCUUGGACACGACACUGUCACGGCGAACAUAAUGCUCGGAUAUAAGGCGGAUGAGCGGGGAUACGAGGUCGCCGCAGCCAUCUUGCGGGAUCUGGGUUUGGGGGCGGAGACAGGGGAAGGUAUGCGGUUGUUGACGAACAACCCGGAUAAGGUGCAGGCGCUAGAGCAGGAAGGAAUUCGCAUCGUAGAGCGCGUACCGAUGGUUCCAAGGACGUGGCAGCAUCGUCAACACAAACAUGACGAUGUCAAGAAGGUGGAAAUGGUGCACGGCCUGACAAUGAUUGGUGGUGGGGAGGUGUACGGUGAGGACCUGGACCGCUAUCUGCGCACAAAAGUAUUGAAGAUGGGACACAUGCUGCCUCUCUCGGACGAUGCAUACGCAUAGCAUAUACCUCAAUCCAACAAAUCGUCGCUUGCAUAUAUAGCUGCAUCUAUCUCUUAUUAUUGACUUGUGUCACCUAAAUGGUUGCGGAGUGUGUAUCGUACAUCGGAAUUUGGAUGUAUUUAUUCCGAGCUGUGUACGCUGCCCUGUCGGCUGCAGCUUCGCUGAAAUAUGUCGGAAAC